Molecule: messenger RNA, 1336 nt
Organism: Pararge aegeria (speckled wood butterfly)
Lineage: Eukaryota; Metazoa; Arthropoda; Insecta; Lepidoptera; Nymphalidae
Product: ELMO domain-containing protein 2
Exons: 2
Coding region: 259-1197 (312 amino acids)
Molecular function (GO): GTPase activator activity
Source: RefSeq, a predicted model, not a curated record
GAAAACCAUAGUAUCCGUCACUAUUCAUAACUAAUCUGUGGAUUCUGUAAAGAAAACUGAAAAAUAUCGAUUUUUGUCAAAAUGAAAUAGGUACUAAAUUGGAUUUUUGUAAUACUUUAUACUUGUUUAAAACGAGACCUACGAACGAGAAACGUAACCGUACGAGAACUUAACUGAAAGGCAGUUAUUACAUGGCUUUAUCUAAUUCUUGUAAAAGUGAAACAGUAUGUAGGUGUGAAAAUUGUGAAUAAAUUAGAAAUGGUAUUUUUCAACCUCUGGUCUGUGCUACAGUGGUAUUUGAGGCCUUUUAUAAAAUGGUUUUUACGUAAAACUACCAAUUUAUGUGAACUCCAAAGAAUAUGUUAUGGUGACAGGGAAGGAGCUCAGAGGACCUGUAAUAUCGAAAAAUCUCUGAUGCUAUCACGGACACGAGAUGUGAUGGAGGUUGUAUCAUACUUAGACGCAGCGGUCAAAGAAGCAAAGUUCUAUCCCGAUUAUUUUUCAGAGAUACUUGACCCUUCUAUAAGUAUUAUACUACGAGCUAAGAAGAUCAAUACAAAACUGCAUGAAGCUUUUACUCCACUGUUUCGUAGAUGCCUCAAACAAAUCUGGAGUUACAGGCAGUUAAUGAAUGAUGUAGAAUCCCUCCGACGUACUCAAUACGAUAGCAAUAAUCCAGAACAUGAGGAAAAGCUGUCAAAGUUAUGGGAUUUGUUGCUACCUGGCAGGCCUUUGGAAGCAAGGAUUUCUAAAGAAUGGCAGGACAUAGGUUUUCAGGGUGACGAUCCAAAAACAGACUUCCGUGGAAUGGGAAUCCUGGGAUUAGAUAACUUACUGUACUUCUCCACAAAGUAUACUCUAGCAUCACAUCAAGUUUUAAGCCAUUCUCUACACCCUAAAUAUGGUUAUACUUAUGCUAUUGUGGGUAUAAACUUGACAUCCAUGGCUUAUUAUUUACUAAAAGAUGGCUCUGCCAAAACAUACAUGUUUAAUUUAAAAUAUGUACCCAGUGUUAUAUUUUUUCAUGAGUUUUAUUGCUAUCUUUUUUAUGAAUUUGACAAAAUGUGGAUAAGGUCAAAACCAGAGAAUAUGAUGGAGUUUUCUAUAAUAUUUAAAAAGUUUGAGAAUGCUAUUCGUUCUGAACUAGCUGAUCCAGCAUCAGUGUUUAGAAUAAACAUUGAAAUUGCCACUGUAUAAUAAUUAUUAUGUAAUAUAGUUGAAUUCACCACCUUAUUUAUAGCACAAACCAGAAGUGUUGUCACUCAAUUAAUAUUGGUCACUAUUGAUAGUUUGGCAAGACAAGACCACAAGCUUAUGACUACCUGUGUAAUAUGUU